This is a messenger RNA of Cataglyphis hispanica, 3090 nucleotides long. RefSeq names its product suppressor of lurcher protein 1 (gene Sol1). NCBI's taxonomy places the organism in Eukaryota, Metazoa, Arthropoda, Insecta, Hymenoptera, Formicidae. The transcript is spliced from 14 exons. The record is from RefSeq and is a predicted model, not a curated record. Gene Ontology annotation, cellular component: plasma membrane. The coding region runs from base 859 to 2823 and encodes 654 amino acids.
UUGCGUCUCUCUGAAUGAAGGGAUGAAGAGCGUGUAAGGAACUUUCGACGAUGCAUUCGUCUUUCGGAAUAGCAGCUUGUCGCGGACACAUGCUGUUUAUGCGAAAUUCUGUGGCUCGUGGCGGCGAGAGCCGAGAGCGCAGGCGUCCGGAGUCCUGUGGCGGCAAGCGCGGACUCGGAUUUUCUCUAGUGUCGCGUCAACUGCCGCUGGAGAGUCGUGCGCAUCGCACCCUCUCUGUGCCAAGCUUGUACAAUCCCCUUUCUUGCGUGGCUUCGCCACGUUUCAUCUCGCCGCUCAACGCUAAGACCGGAAUUAAAAAGUACUUUCGGAGCGCGGCCAAUCCCGCGCGAGACUUAAACGCUCCCUCGAAACGUUGUUUAUACUUCUUAGUGCAACGGGAUUCUUUCCUCGGGGGAAAAAAAAAAACCCUUUUCGCGCAUCGAUAUGAAAUACACGUAUGCGUCGCGAAACUCGUAAUCAAUUCGACGUUCUAAACGAUCAACAAUGGUGAACGCUUCUUGAUCGGAAUUCGCCAAUCGAAAACUGGCAUAAUCGAUUUCCGGGAGAUCGCGAAUGAGAGUGCACAAGCGUAACGCGCGCGUUUCGUAGGAACGCAAUCGUUCAAUGUGACUGGCGGGCGCGAAUUCAGUCGAAAUAGCGUUCAUCCCCGAGCGCGUCCCAUUUCCGGUCGUCCGCGCGGAAGCGUGACGUAUUCCCAAAGAGGAACAGUGCAUCCAUCGAUCAUGAAUCGACGAGACGUGCGAGCGCACGCUGAUUCGACCGACAACGAGUCGUCCGUAUGUCAAGGAAUGUUCGCGUCGGACGCCAAAGCAUGAGGGACGCCAAAGCAUUGACGUAAUGCUGCCGUCCUAUCAACUAAGCGGGCAGCUUGGAAAGAUGAUACCACGGGACUCGCAUUUCAGUCUUGCCGAGAUGCAGAGAGCGGUGCUACUGUUCUGUUGGCUGCCGCUUCUCAACCACUGCCACGCCGUAAAUCCAGGUUGUUCUUGCGUUGUAUAUAGCAGCUCGGAGAGGCCUCAAGGUGGCACUUUCACAUCCCCCAAUUUUCCAAGACGAUACCCGCCUAAUAUUGAUUGUCUUCUUUACACGUUCAUCGGUCAUCCGGAUGAGAUCAUCGCUUUAACAUUUCAUCAUUUUAACAUUCGUCGUAUCUGGCCCAAUUGUUCCAGAGGUGAUUACUUGAAGCUAUUUUUACACCUGGAAGGCAAGGGCGUUUCUGAGUACACUCCUUGGUCUGGCGUGCUUUGCGGAGAGCUGCGUGACAUCCCGCAGGUCCUUUACAGCUCAAGAUCGAGGCUUAUUCUGGAGUUUCACACUGAGAGUCCAUCAUCUAAUGCCACCGGUUUCUCCGGCGUAUUUCGUUUCAUCGAUAGACGUUUAUUCGAGACGAACGGUCUACUGGUGCCCGGCACGAUGUGCGACUACGAGUUCGUCAGUUCGCAAUCGACGCCCCAUUACGGACGAUUUUACUCACCGCGCUACCCGUCCUCCUACCCAAAGAACAUCCGGUGCUCCUACCUCUUCCGGGCAAGAUUGAAGGAGAGAAUCCGUUUGGUUUUCGAGGAGAUCUCGCUGCAAAAAGGAGAUCUAAGUUGCCUGAAUAGGGCGGAUUUAAUCAGGGUGCACGACGGAACGGAUUCAGGGGCGCCCACAAUAGCCGUGCUCUGCAACCAAGGAGCGGAAGUGGAGGUACUCAGCACGGGGCCAGACAUCUACAUCGAGUUCGUCGCUAAUUCCGACUGGCCGGGCCAGGGCUUCAAGGCAAAGUUCCAAUUUCAACCAUUGGACGACGCGCCACAUCCCGAGCCGGACAAGGUCCCGGGGGCCGUUACGGGGAACCCUAGGUACUCGGUCAUUGGACCAGCUGUCAGCGCUACGACGUCGCUGUGCGACAUGGUUUACAACAGCGAUUCGACGAAAACGGGCAUAGUCAUGUCGCCUGGAUACCCAAACCCGUAUCCGCCCAGGACGCACUGUACAUACGAUUUCCAAGGAAGAGGAAAGGAACGGGUGCAGGUGAUAUUCCAGGAUCUGAAUCUGUUUCAUUCGCCGAACGACACGCCGAAUGACUGCGAGGGAGUCGACUCACUAGUGGCAUACGUACAUAUAGACGGGAAGAAGGAAAAGAUAGACGCGUUCUGCGGGGAGACAUCGCCAAGGCCUAUCAUGAGCAACGGUCCGCGGCUCUCGUUGGAGUUUCAGGGAGUAACGUCGUCCCGUCAUUGGAAAGGCUUUAAAGCGACGUACUUCUUCAUAGAAAACUUUGGGAUAACGACAGGUCGGCAGGAGGGGCAGUAUCCGUGUGCCUUUGUUUUCAACAGCAACGAGACCCGGAAUGGUACGUUCGCGUCGCCAAAUUACCCUGGGCUGUACCCUCGUAGCACGGAGUGCCACUACUUCUUCAAUGGUCAACUUAACGAGCGAGUUCACCUUCAUUUCCACUUCUUCGAUGUCGAGGGAGUGUUACCGUGCGAAGCUAUAUCAGCCAGCGAUUACGUCGAAUUCUCCAAUUACAUGAUCAGAGACCGAAAGUACGACAGGCAUUGCGGUCAGAUGAAGGAAUUCGACAUUUACAGCGACAGGAAGUUCUUCCGCGUUACGUUCAAGAGUAACGAUCGCCUCGACGCUACGGGCUUUAAUGCCAGCUACGUGUUCCUGGAUGAGGAGGAGAAUUCCACGAUAAAGAUACCUAAUACGAGGAGUGGAUCGGCACGGCACGGUAUCGCGCCUUCGCCGUUUCUACGGUUGCUAUUGCUGUUGAUAAGCCAUCUUCUCGCUGGCAGCGAUAGAGACUCGCAUUAAGAGAAGCGGGUUUAUCCGGGUGACUUCUUGGCUCAACUUACAACGAACUGCAAUUUGGAGAUCGAGAGGGUCAUCCAGAAUCAUCGAACAGUUUCGUCUCCUCACCGAAGAAAGUGGCAACCUCGUUGAUGAAUUCGUCGAGAGGGAGCGUGUGUUAUUAAAGUCUAUUAUUCUCUCCCCUCCCCAAGACACGGCGUCUUAAAUUUAUUCCACUCAUCCUUCCUUCAUUCUAUCUCUCGUUCGUUCGCGUCACGUUAACUAUUCUAU